AUGCGCCCGAUUACACUGGUUGUAAACAUUCUUGAUAAAAACGACAAUCCACCACGGUUUGCGGUCAACCCCCUGCAAGUUUCCAUCAAGGAGGAUGCCCCAGUGGGUAGUCUGAUCACUACGCUCAACGCCACAGACCCCGACCGGCCAGAGGAUCCGCAACCGGUAACCUACGCCCUCCUCAGCGUCACCGCUAUCUCCACCUUUCCGAAGGUCUACAAGACUGGGGAGAAGAUGAGCGAUGACCACCGCGAGAACAACCUGAUGCAUGAGCUGGUCAGUGGCAGCAGCAGCACCGGCGGUGGCAGCAGCAGCAGUAACCAGAACGUGAACAACUCUCAGUUCCGCCUGGAGGUUCACACUGGCCGUCUCCUGCUGAAGGAACCGCUGGACAGAGAGACGGUCUCCGAAUACCAACUGUUGGUCAGCGCCACUGAUCGGGGCAGACAGCCGCAAAGUUGCAGCCUGACGGUACACGUUCGAGUGAUCGAUGUGAACGAUAAUGCCCCGACCUUCAGUCAGCCCAUCUUUCGUUUCACGAUUGAGGAGGAGCAAGAGGCGGGUACGGUCGUGGGCGUUGUCACGGCAACAGACCCCGAUGAAGAUGAGAACGGGAAGGUCAACUACCGUCUCUUUGGCAGUACGGCUAUCGUACAGCACAACUUUGCAGUCAAUCAACACACCGGUGAGAUAACGACACGGAUGCGAUUGGACAGGGAAGUUAAUGCGGUCUACGAGUUCUUUGUCACUGCAGAGGACUCCACGCAGGCGAAACGCCUUACCAGCACCGCCAAAGUCGUUGUGGAGGUUCUGGACAUCAACGACAAUGACCCCAAAUUCAUAUACCCCACUCAGCCAAACCACACUAUUCAUGCGUCUGCAUACAGUAAAGUGUUCAGAGAUGCGUUUGGAAAAUGCAGUAAGAAAUUGCGAAACUUUUUAAAAGUAAAAAUUAAGUUUAUGGAUUUCUUCCAACGUCCGCGGGAGCAAUUUCGUUGUGUUUCCCAGGGAUUUCGGUGA
Molecule: messenger RNA, 1020 nt
Organism: Dibothriocephalus latus
Lineage: Eukaryota; Metazoa; Platyhelminthes; Cestoda; Diphyllobothriidea; Diphyllobothriidae
Source: the annotation of a GenBank genome assembly